AUGGAGUUGCCGUCUCUAUCAGCACGAUCCCCACUACUCGACAUUAGUACACUGAAACCAGAGUUUAUUAAGCCACAGUGGGCAACAUGCCCCGGAUACUUAGACACCGUUCUCUCGAUUUUCCAACGCCACAAUCACCCUUUUAUCUUGGUCAGCACCCUGGCGAUGAGAUGGAGUGGUGGGAAUAAUUCUCCACAAAAAGAAAUUGAUGUGCUUGUGCGGUCGUCUCAUUUGCAGGCGCUUGUGGAUGAUAUCGUUGGAUCUGGAGAGUGGAAAGUUUCUAGAAACUAUGUGGAUAUUAAGGAUUGGUUACUUUAUGACAGCAUGGUCAACGAAACUCCGAUCCGCGACGUCUGGCUAAAAGCCUGCUUUUUGGACCCCGCUUUUGAAUACCUCCGAUUUUGGCCAGAGGAGCUCUACCACCUCACAGUGGAUUGCAAUAAGGUCGAGGUCCCAGAUGUCUCUAUACGGAAUUAUGUGGUGCUGGAGGAAGAAUACUACCGGGACCCAUGUCAACGAUUUGGACCUCCACUACUACGACGCUACGAAGAAUGCAACAUUCCUUUGUUACCACCUAUACAACAACGAGCCAAAAUCAUGAGACGGGAUAUCCCUAUCUUUAUUCCGACUAUUGAAGACCAUAUUAACGCGCUCCUAGAUCAAACACGAGAACAACGCAAGUCGGAACGUCGUAACGGAGGAGAUCCUGAAGGGCAAAUUAGAAACUACAUUCGUUAUCUCUAUCUCGACUGGAUUCCUACGCGAAAUUGGCUCUUGAGCACUAAAAUUCGAGAACGAAAUCUGGAAUUAAUGACCCAAAAAUUAGACAAGUAUCAGAGAAAGCCCAUUGUACAACUGGAUCCUAUUACGAAAAAAGCAUACCAUAUCAUGCCGUGGGAGCGGCCCAUCAGGCCGGAGUUUCUACACCUUGCGGAACAAAUCAUUGACUCAGGACCUUCGUAUGCGUCAUGUUAUCCUAAAUUCCCUAAUCCUGAUAGAUCCAAAGCUAUUGUCAAUUUUGGCAAGAGCACGCAAGAUAUAUGA
Messenger RNA from Amorphotheca resinae ATCC 22711, 1044 nucleotides. RefSeq lists its product as hypothetical. Lineage: Eukaryota; Fungi; Ascomycota; Leotiomycetes; Helotiales; Amorphothecaceae. The coding region runs from base 1 to 1044 and encodes 347 amino acids. The transcript has a single exon. The record is from RefSeq and is a predicted model, not a curated record.